AUGGAUUUGCAUGUUGUACGGAAUAGAACCCGUAAGAGGCGUAAGAAUAAUGAAUUUUGGGAUUCGAUAGCUUGUGUUAUUGGUUAUAUGUCUAUUUAUUAUGUCAAGUACAUACACAAGGAGCCAUGCAUGACUUCUUUUCAAACCGGAGAAAGAUGGAUACAAGAGUUUUUGAACAGCCAUGAAAAACGUUGUUUUAAUAUGUUGAGAAUGAAACAAAGUACUUUUUGCCAGUUAUGUACGAAUCUAGAAAGCAAUGAAACUGUUAGUAGAGUUUUUAAAGAGGUUUUAAACGCCAUGGAUGGCUUGUCAAGAGACAUAAUUAAACCAAGAGAUCCUGAAUUUAAUGAAGUGCCUACACAAAUUAGGAAUGAUGCCAAAUACAUGCCACAUUUUAAGGAUUGCAUUGGAGCAAUUGAUGGUACUCAUAUAGAUGUCAUAAUUCGUGAGGAAAAUCAAUUACGUGAGGAAGGAAAGAAACACCCACCAUUAAUAUGGGAGGGAUCAGCUCAUGAUUCUCAUAUCUUUCUUAAUACAAUUGAAAACCCAAGUCUAAACUUUCCAAUACCUCUUCUAGGAAAAUAUUACUUAGCGGAUAAAAGAUAUCCUAACAGGCAAGGAUUCUUGACACCUUAUCAUAAAAUAAGAUAUCAUGCUUCAGAAGCAUUUUCAAAUGUCGAAUGUAUUUUCAAACAAGAUGUUAAUCGUGCAGGUAUUUGGGAUCAAUCAUUCAGAGCAAUGGAGAGAUUGACGGAGAUGUCAAUCAUUGAAUACAUGCGGGUUGGCUCUCAAGAUUCAUCCUCAAUUCUCGCCUUGAUUUUCACAAGCAGAACCUUCAUCCUCUUCUUCUCGAUUCAAAAUCGUCUUUCCCUUGUCUUCUUCUCUGUGCAGCAGAAUCGGGCAGUAGACCCAGAUUUCACCGAAGCCACGAACACCACUUCUCACGGUGGUUCUACAAUCCUAAUCGGCGUUCCUCUUCUCGAUGCUAGCAUUGUAUUCUCUGAAAUUUGUGAGUUGUGUGAUGAUGAGAAUUUAAGUGUGGGCUAUGAUUUUAGUAGUAGAGUAAUUAGGGUUCGUGUGGAAAUUAUGAGCAUGAAAGUGUUUGAAUUGAAAUAUAAAGGGAAUUGUAGAGACAUAUAA
This is a messenger RNA of Amaranthus tricolor (Joseph's coat), 1140 nucleotides long. RefSeq lists its product as uncharacterized. Bases 1 to 1140 code for a protein of 379 amino acids. The record is from RefSeq and is a predicted model, not a curated record. Lineage: Eukaryota; Viridiplantae; Streptophyta; Magnoliopsida; Caryophyllales; Amaranthaceae. The transcript is spliced from 10 exons.